Messenger RNA from Ambispora leptoticha, 306 nucleotides. Lineage: Eukaryota; Fungi; Glomeromycota; Glomeromycetes; Archaeosporales; Ambisporaceae. The record is from the annotation of a GenBank genome assembly.
AUGGACUUGAACACAUCAACAGAUACUAUUAUAUCGAACACUCAACAAGGCGAGCCUACCGAAAAAUCGGUCAUUCAUGAAAACAGUAAUAUUGAUUCAAAUAUGGAACACGUCGAAGAUGCUUUUAAAAUGAUGGAUGAAAGUUUCGAAUCUUUAUAUAUGGCACCGGCACAUUCACAUGUAAAUGGUUUGUCCCUAAUUCCAACGCAAGUGGAUAAAGCUUCUCGAAUCUCAGCCGGAUUAGUUAAUACUAAUAUUAUUGACACGAAACAAGUGGAAGAUCUCGGAAUACUAAAUAUAGAUUAA